Messenger RNA from Porites evermanni, 2078 nucleotides. The record is from the annotation of a GenBank genome assembly. NCBI's taxonomy places the organism in Eukaryota, Metazoa, Cnidaria, Anthozoa, Scleractinia, Poritidae.
AUGGGUGACUUGAACAUUGAAGAUAAGGUUGACGGAGACAUUGUUCUUCCUUCUCCUUGGAUUGACGCAUGGCUGUCUCUACCAGGAAAUACUGAUAGUAAUGGACUAACAUGGGAUCGCAGCAAAACCCCUUUCGCCUCUGUUCUCAAGAGAACUGUAAACGCCACAAGUUACAAAGCAAGACUGGAUCGUGUUCUUUGCAAACUGAGCGAUUUCAAAGUCAAGGAAAUGCGGGUCGUUGGCGACAAGUUGACGAAGUCUGGAAUUCUCCCCAGUGAUCAUUUCGGUGUGUUUACAGUACUAUCAGCGACGGCUGAGACAACACGUCACCGAAAUCGUGAGACUGACCAAGAAGUCGAAGAGGUUUACUUUCGAAGACCAUCGGACUGGAAGAGGUUAAUUAGGGAGGUGUAAAAUUAAGGAAAAUGUAAACACCGAAAAUCUGGUGAAUAAAGGGCGUAGCCAUCCCCUCCCAGUGGGUAUGUGCUGCCACAAAGGCGAUGGUGUUCUGGGGGAUACUGAAGCAGUUUACUUUUAGACAGGGUAGAGAAAUUAGACUUUUAGCCGUAUCACGUCACUACCUGUAACGUAAAAUAACUUCUCAUUGACAUGAAGAUGCAAGAUUUCUGGUUAAUAGUACCUUAUAUAGUCAAACGUGUACAUAACAGCCCUAUAUAUAGUGGUCACCCUGUAUAUUACAGUCACCGGCCAACUUCCCAAAAUUUUCAGUUGCCUUAUAUUUUCUGCAAACUUGACCUGUAUAUAGUGAUUACCCUGUAUACCACGGUCACCUUGCCAUUUGACAAGGGUGACCACUCUGGACCAUCAAGGGCAUUAUGUUUGUCUGAUAAAGAACUACUGCUACAGCCCCGCUGACAUCUUAAAACACAUGGGGAGCAAGCUUUCUCCUUUAUUGGCCCAAAACUGUGGAAUACCCGCCCAUUAAGUAUAAAACAUUGCAAGUCAGCAGAAUCUUUUAAAUCCAUUUUUAAGACGUACCUUUUUAGGAAUUACUUUGAAUUGUAAGAAUCAUCAUUAAUUACUGCGUUUUUUCAGGCUUUUUUUAUCUUACUUACUUUUCUUUAUCAUUCACUGUUGUAAAGCGCUGUUGGUUCAGUAGAGAAACAGUGCUAUAUAAGAUUAUUAUUAUUAUUAUACACAGGUUUGACUGUAGUUAGAAAUACAGUAUAGGUAUAGACUGGGGGUUCAGGGCUCCCCGAGGCAAACAACAGCCCAAAAGUACCUGUUUUAAAUUCCCCCAAAUAAGAUUAAUUUCAGCACAUAUAUUAGCUGCAACGUUCGCCCAGCGAAUCAAAUUAAAGAUCAAAUGCAAAACGUCCAUAAAUUGUAAAAGAGGUUUACUAGCUGGCUGUUUACUUCUAACAAACAAGCCCUACACCUAAGCUGAUUUACGAUCCAGGCACAGCAACACUUAGCCUCCCACGUAGGCGUUUUUAGGGGAGUUCGUAUUUGUUCCGCUAACUUAGGAAGCAGUUCGUAUUUCUCGCCUUGGGGAGGGAAGAAAUACGAACUCCCCUAAAAACGCCUGUGUGGGAGGCUAAGCAACACUCGGAUAGUAGUACUGUAAAUCCUCUGUGAAUCUAGGCAAGGUUUAUUUAUUUCAAGUACAUUAUUUUGAUAUGGGGGUGGGGGGUUUAAUUGAGUGGGCAGGCCUAUUCAGUUUAUACUGCCUUUUGAAAAGAAACCAAAUAUGGUUUUUUCCUUUUGAAGCCAGAGUGCAACCAUGAGUUGUAACAAAUACAAUUCAAACUCCAGGUUUAUUCAUGUUGCUUUAAUUUAGAAUAAGCAAAUAAAAAUUUUGGUAGUGCAUUGAAUCAUUGUUAUUCUGUAAUUAAUAUCACUACUGUAGUUUUACUAUUCAAUCAUAUUGCAUUCCACAAAAUUGCUGCACAUGUCCGCCUCUACAUGUGACAUUGAAACCAAUAAUAAAAUUCUUAAUUGCAGAAGUGGAAGAAAACAACAUGUUCUCGUGUGUCACAACUUUUAAUCUGGCACUUCAUGUCCACGUGCUAAUAAGGGCCAAGAAUCCUCCAAGAUUUUUCAAUAAAAAUAAGUGA